Scophthalmus maximus (turbot) is the source of this 1384-nucleotide messenger RNA. RefSeq names its product UDP-glucuronic acid/UDP-N-acetylgalactosamine transporter. Gene Ontology annotation, cellular component: Golgi apparatus. The transcript has 13 exons. The coding region runs from base 47 to 1075 and encodes 342 amino acids. Gene Ontology annotation, molecular function: GDP-fucose transmembrane transporter activity; antiporter activity. The record is from RefSeq and is a predicted model, not a curated record. Lineage: Eukaryota; Metazoa; Chordata; Actinopteri; Pleuronectiformes; Scophthalmidae.
GUGCAACACGACUCGCAGGCUUCCGUUACGGCUCGGCUGAUAUUUGAUGGCAGCGCUCCACAGACGGCGACAUGAGCCCGCCGACAGAGACGAGCCGCCCGCGGGGGCGUCCCGCUCCGGUACCGGAGGAGGAGGAGAGUCGUCCGGCGACGGCUCCUCCGCGGUGACCUCGAAGCUCGCCGCCGCGGGCUUUUACGGAGUCAGCUCGUUUUUCAUCGUCGUGGUCAACAAGAGCGUCCUCAGCAGCUACAGAUUCCCGUCGUCGACAUGUGUCGGAAUCGGCCAAAUGCUGGCUACAGUCGUAGUUCUGAGGAUGGGGAAGAUGCUGGGCAUCAUCUCGUUUCCGGAUGUGGAUCUGAGUAUACCACGCAAGAUGUUCCCAUUGCCUCUGCUGUAUGUCGGGAAUCAAAUAUCGGGACUCUUCGGGACGCAACGACUCAAUUUACCCAUGUUUACAGUUCUGAGGAGGUUCAGUAUUUUUCUCACCAUGGUGUUUGAGGGACUCUUGCUGAAAAAGACUUUCUCAACGUCGAUUAAAGCGACGGUGUUCACCAUGAUCCUUGGUGCUUUCAUUGCCGCCAGCGCCGAUUUAGCUUUCGACCUCGAAGGAUACCUCUUCAUAAUGCUGAACAACGUUCUGACCGCGGCCAGCGGCGCCUAUGUGAAGCAGAAACUUGACUCGCAGGAUCUGGGCAAAUACGGGCUUCUGUACUACAACGCUCUGAUCAUGAUUUUUCCCACUGUGGCUUACGCGUACUAUUCAGGGGACUUGCAGAUGGGGCUGGAGUAUGAUGGCUGGUCCGACCAGCUGUUUGUUGUGCAGUUCGUGCUCUCCUGUGUCAUGGGCUUUAUUUUGAUGUACUCCAUUAUGCUGUGCACACAGUGCAACUCGGCGCUCACCACCUCCAUCGUGGGCUGUAUAAAGAACAUUGUUGUGACCUACAUUGGAAUGGUGUUCGGAGGAGAUUACAUAUUCACCUGGACCAACUUCAUCGGUCUCAACAUCAGCAUCGCCGGGAGCCUGGUGUAUUCGGUCAUCACCUUCACACAGGAGCGAGCCAGUAAGAGCAGUUAAAAGAACGACGAAAAGGCAUAAAUCAUGGAGCCCAGAUCACCACACCGAAGAACACGUCUCAUGUCUGUCUACACUACAUGGAUGUUUUUAAAUAAUGUUUUACUAUCGUGCAUGUAUUUUCUGAGCACACAUUUUUGCUACAAUGAUGAAAAGCUAUUUGCUGAGAGACUGUGAUCAGCUAUUACGUUUAUAAUCAUGACAGUGCCUUAACUUUUUUAUAAUUUACAUUUUACCGAUUUAAAACAAUAACAAGGGGAAUGUUAUAUCUGAGAAAUCAAUAAAAUGAAAGUAUAGAUUUUAAGAAAAUGU